GAUCCCAACUGAAGCCAGGAAAAGAUCUACUUGCGUCUUGUGCCGACUCGAAGAAUUUCCCAUGCAAAGCCUGUGUUCCACAUGCGAUUUACACCGCCGUAUCAAGUCUCUCUCUCUCUCUCUCUCUCUCAUCUUUCUCUCUAUAUAAAACCCUCUCUUUUCUAUCCCUCCAUCUCCACCCACUAAACGCGAAGCCUUCUUCUCCAAGAAGAAGAGGAGGUUUCAGUCGAGAAGAAGAAGAUGAUCGGAGAUGGUUGCGAACCGGAGCUGCAUCUCAGCCUUGGCGGCAGCCAGGAUUGUUCUUCUGCUGAAUCCAGUAGGAUCGGUGGAUCGUCGGCAAACUCAGAACCGAACCACCAGCAGCGGCAACAGCAGAUUACUAUCUUCUACAAUGGUAGGAUUUGCGUCUGCGACGUCACAGAGUUUCAGGCAAGGGCCAUCAUAUCUAUGGCCAAGCGAGAGAUGGAUGACAGAAUGAAGAAGAACCAAUUACACCACCAACAACAACACCAACAUCAACAAAACAAUCACAACAAGUCAUCUCCACCUCAACCUCCAGUAUUCUCUCCUCAGGCCUUGCCACAGACUCUUGACCAAGGGCUAUCGAUGAAACGAUCGUUGCAACGGUUCCUUCAGAAGAGGAAGAUGAGAAUAAAUGCUGCCUCUCCUUACAAUUAUCGACACGAGAUAUUAUUCUCUUCGGCAUCAUAGGUAGCUUGGUCUUUCGUUCCUUAUUUCUCCCUUUAGGGGUUGUCAGAAGUGUUUGAUUUUGGUUUCAUGUAUCUAAAUAUUAUGAGAACCGUAUACUUUCUUUAGUGUAACAUUUUGUGCAUGUUAAAAUCCUUUGGUUGGUUUCAAUAAUGAAUUAUGGUGGAAUUAUCACGA
This is a messenger RNA of Phoenix dactylifera (date palm), 885 nucleotides long. Its product is annotated as protein TIFY 5A. Gene Ontology annotation, cellular component: nucleus. The record is from RefSeq and is a predicted model, not a curated record. Lineage: Eukaryota; Viridiplantae; Streptophyta; Magnoliopsida; Arecales; Arecaceae. Gene Ontology annotation, biological process: regulation of jasmonic acid mediated signaling pathway; regulation of defense response; response to wounding.